Messenger RNA from Gorilla gorilla gorilla (western lowland gorilla), 2896 nucleotides. RefSeq names its product thyroid hormone receptor interactor 6 (gene TRIP6). Gene Ontology annotation, cellular component: focal adhesion; stress fiber; cytoplasm. Bases 1315 to 2745 code for a protein of 476 amino acids. Gene Ontology annotation, biological process: signal transduction; positive regulation of non-canonical NF-kappaB signal transduction. The record is from RefSeq and is a predicted model, not a curated record. The transcript is spliced from 9 exons. Lineage: Eukaryota; Metazoa; Chordata; Mammalia; Primates; Hominidae.
GGGAGGCGCCUGGGGCGGCCGAGGGGCGGCUGCGGGCACUGCUGAGCCAACUGAGGAUCCGGGCUGAGGUGCAGGAGGUGGUGUGGGGCGAGGGGGCCGGGGCUGGGGAACCCGAGGCGGAGGAGGAAGGGGACUUUGUGAACAGUGGGCGGGGAGACGCAGAGGCAGAGGCCCUGGCACGCAGCGCCAAUGCCCUGGUUCGGGCCCAGCAGGGGCGUGGCACAGGAGGAGGGCCGGGUGGGCCGGAGGGUGGGGAUGCUGAGGGCCCCAUCACAGCCCUCACCUUCCUGUACUUGCCUCGGCCACCAGCCGAUCCCGCCCGAUACCCCCGCUACCUGGCGCUACUGGAGACUCUAACCCGAGACCUGGGCCCCACGCUGCUGGUUCACGGGGUCACUCCAGUCACCUGCACUGAUCUGUGAUGCCCCUGCCUCCAGGGCUAGGUAGAGAGGGCCCAGGCAGGCGGCCUAUCCUGAUCCUUGGAGGAGGAGGAAGAGGAGGACACUGUGGCCCGUGGCCCUGCCCUUGGGACGUGGAGCCCAGGGGAGGUUUGAAGGGGAUCCUGGGCUUGGGCAUCACGCCCACCUCCUUUGGCAGAGGGACCCCAGCACACUAACUCUGGGCGGCUGUCCCCACCGUGCAGGGGAGGGAGUCCGCAGCCUCCCUUCACUGGUGCCUUGACGCUAGGGGCCAGGCCUCCUCCAUGACUCUGGGCUACCUCAGUUUCCCCAUUUUGGCCAGACUCACCGGCCCACUGGGGUGGUGAUGUUUUCGUUCUGUUUUAUUUUUCUAACUCUGCUGACCAUGAAUAAAAGACCAAAACACUACAGGCUGGCUGAGCAGUGCUGGUGGGUAGCUGAGAGGGAGGGGGUGGGAAUGGAGAGCUCUGCAGAGGGGUGGAGAUCGGAGCCUUCAGCCUCCGGCCGCGAGGCUGCCACGUGCAGGGCUGGGGUGCGGGGCCCGGACGCAUCCGUGGACUUGGAGGCUGGCUCGGGCCCGCACCUCCCAUCCCCAGCUGCCCGCAACCCCCAGUGACUCGGGAUCCCCCGGAGAGCCCUCCCCUCUCGGCAGGAGGGGGCCGACUCGGGGAGAAAUGGCAGUUUAGGGCCUAGGGGGCCACGUGACCCUCCCCCAGGAAUGUGGUGACGUCAUCGGAGGCGUGGUCGUCCCCAAAAUUAGGGAGGAAGAGGAAAAAAAAAAGCCAGAAAAAGUUUUCUUUUCUGGAGUCCCAAACGAGGUGCGGGACGGAAGAGGGGGUGAAGGCCAGAGGCUCGGGGCUUCAAGACCGCUGUCUGGAGUCCCCCGUUCCAGGCCAUGUCGGGGCCCACCUGGCUGCCCCCGAAGCAGCCGGAGCCCGCCAGAGCCCCUCAGGGGAGGGCGAUCCCCCGCGGCACCCCGGGGCCACCACCGGCCCACGGAGCAGCACUCCAGCCCCACCCCAGGGUCAAUUUUUGCCCCCUUCCAUCUGAGCAGUGUUACCAGGCCCCAGGGGGACCGGAGGAUCGGGGGCCGGCCUGGGUGGGGUCCCAUGGAGUACUCCAGCGCACGCAGGGGCUCCCUGCAGACAGGGGGGGCCUUCGCCCUGGAAGCCUGGACGCGGAGAUAGACUUGCUGAGCAGCACGCUGGCCGAGCUGAAUGGGGGUCGGGGUCAUGCGUCACGGCGACCAGACCGACAGGCAUAUGAGCCCCCGCCACCUCCUGCCUACCGCACGGGCUCCCUGAAGCCAAACCCAGCCUCGCCGCUCCCAGCGUCUCCCUAUGGGGGCCCCACUCCAGCCUCUUACGCUACCGCCAGCACCCCGGCUGGCCCGGCCUUCCCCGUGCAAGUGAAGGUGGCACAGCCAGUGAGGGGCUGCGGCCCACCCAGGCGGGGAGGCUCUCAGGCCUCUGGGCCCCUCCCGGGCCCCCACUUUCCUCUCCCAGGCCGAGGUGAAGUCUGGGGGCCUGGCUAUAGGAGCCAGAGAGAGCCAGGGCCAGGGGCCAAAGAGGAAGCUGCUGGGGUCUCUGGCCCUGCAGGAGGAGGAAGAGGAGGCGAGCACGGGCCCCAGGUGCCCCUGAGCCAGCCUCCAGAGGAUGAGCUGGAUAGGCUGACGAAGAAGCUGGUUCACGACAUGAACCACCCGCCCAGCGGGGAGUACUUUGGCCAGUGCGGUGGCUGCGGAGAAGAUGUGGUUGGGGAUGGGGCUGGGGUUGUGGCCCUUGAUCGCGUCUUUCACGUGGGCUGCUUUGUGUGUUCUACGUGCCGGGCCCAGCUUCGCGGCCAGCAUUUCUACGCCGUGGAGAGGAGGGCAUAUUGCGAGGGCUGCUACGUGGCCACCCUGGAGAAAUGUGCCACGUGCUCCCAGCCCAUCCUGGACCGGAUCCUGCGGGCUAUGGGGAAGGCCUACCACCCUGGCUGCUUCACCUGCGUGGUGUGUCACCGCGGCCUCGACGGCAUCCCCUUCACAGUGGAUGCUACGAGCCAGAUCCACUGCAUUGAGGACUUUCACAGGAAGUUUGCCCCAAGAUGCUCAGUGUGCGGUGGGGCCAUAAUGCCUGAGCCAGGUCAGGAGGAGACUGUGAGAAUUGUUGCUCUGGAUCGAAGUUUUCACAUUGGCUGUUACAAGUGCGAGGAGUGUGGGCUGCUGCUCUCCUCUGAGGGCGAGUGUCAGGGCUGCUACCCGCUGGAUGGGCACAUCUUGUGCAAGGCCUGCAGCGCCUGGCGCAUCCAGGAGCUCUCAGCCACCGUCACCACUGACUGCUGAGUCUUCCUAGAAGUACCUGCUGGGUUCUCAGUUCCAGUUCCCAUUCUUCGAUUGAUCACUCUCCCUGACAUCCACCUGUAUGACUUCGUCACCAAAUGCUGUCUCCUCUUUCUCCAAUCAAGAAAUAAUAAUCCCUCGAGUUUACAAAACA